Molecule: messenger RNA, 6542 nt
Organism: Cercocebus atys (sooty mangabey)
Lineage: Eukaryota; Metazoa; Chordata; Mammalia; Primates; Cercopithecidae
Gene: KLHDC10
Product: kelch domain containing 10
Exons: 11
Coding region: 369-1562 (397 amino acids)
Biological process (GO): positive regulation of stress-activated MAPK cascade
Molecular function (GO): protein binding
Source: RefSeq, a predicted model, not a curated record
AAAAAAAAAGGGAAAAUAAAUAAUACUGAGAGAUCCAUAUACCCUUCCCCAGGCAAUUUCUUGGAAUGAUAGCAUCCUGUUACUAUUGUACAAUAACACAACUAGGAAAUUGACUUUGAUACCAUCCAGUGACCUUACUCAGAUUUCAUCAGUUUUACAUGUACUUGUGUGUGUGUGUGUGUGUGUGUGUGUGUAUCAUAUGCUGUACAAUUUUAUUUCAUGUUAGAUUCGUGUGGCCACCACAGUCAAGAUACAGAACAGUUCCAUCACAAGGCUCCCUGGUGGUACCCUGAUACAGCCACAGCCACCUUCUCUGGCAAACCCCUGGUGACCACUAAUCUGUUCUCUAAAAUUUUGGCAUUUCAAGAAUGUUAUGUAAGAAGAAAAUACGAUGGGACCCAGUUAGGAGGCGCUUCAUUCAGUCCUGUCCCAUCAUAAGGAUCCCUAACAGGUUUUUGAGAGCACAUCUGGAGGUGGCUACAUCUUGCCACAGACCUCCACCAGCACGAAGUGGACAUCGUUGCGUGGCAGAUAAUACCAACCUAUAUGUGUUUGGAGGUUAUAACCCAGAUUAUGAUGAAUCGGGAGGGCCUGAUAAUGAAGACUAUCCUCUCUUCAGGGAACUCUGGAGGUAUCAUUUUGCUACAGGAGUAUGGCACCAGAUGGGCACAGAUGGCUACAUGCCCCGGGAAUUGGCAUCUAUGUCACUUGUGCUGCAUGGAAACAACCUGUUAGUGUUUGGAGGUACGGGCAUCCCAUUUGGAGAGAGCAACGGCAAUGACGUCCAUGUGUGUAAUGUGAAGUAUAAGAGAUGGGCUUUGCUCAGCUGCCGGGGGAAGAAACCCAGUCGUAUAUAUGGACAGGCUAUGGCCAUCAUCAAUGGCUCCCUUUAUGUCUUUGGAGGGACAACCGGCUAUAUUUACAGCACAGACCUGCACAAGUUAGAUCUCAAUACCAGAGAGUGGACACAACUGAAACCAAACAACCUAUCCUGUGAUCUACCAGAAGAGAGAUACCGACAUGAAAUCGCACAUGACGGGCAGAGGAUUUACAUCUUGGGAGGUGGUACGUCCUGGACAGCAUAUUCCUUAAACAAGAUCCAUGCCUACAACCUUGAAACGAAUGCAUGGGAGGAAAUUGCAACAAAACCCCAUGAAAAAAUAGGCUUUCCUGCAGCCCGAAGGUGUCACAGUUGUGUUCAAAUAAAAAAUGAUGUAUUUAUUUGUGGGGGCUAUAAUGGAGAGGUGAUCCUGGGAGAUAUCUGGAAGUUGAAUCUGCAGACUUUCCAAUGGGUGAAGCUCCCAGCUACCAUGCCAGAGCCAGUUUAUUUUCACUGUGCAGCAGUUACACCAGCUGGUUGCAUGUACAUUCAUGGAGGAGUGGUGAACAUCCAUGAAAACAAACGGACUGGGUCAUUGUUUAAGAUCUGGCUGGUCGUACCUAGCCUGCUGGAACUGGCAUGGGAGAAGCUGCUUGCGGCCUUCCCUAACCUUGCAAACCUCUCCCGAACACAGCUUCUGCAUCUUGGACUCACACAGGGACUCAUCGAACGCUUGAAAUGAGGAUUUCUGGACUGUUCAUUGAUACUGGAAAUGUUAAUUUAAAGAGACUCCUUUAUUUAUGGGCAGUGUAGAAUGUGCUACAAAGAGGAUUGGUUACCCUGAUCAAGGCCUUAUUUAGAAAAUACAUCAGAUGCCUUUCUGUAAAUUGGUUUUUCAGUUUAUGGACAUCUCACUUUCCCACGUGCUUCCUUCUUUGCUUCUCUUCCUCCUGACCCAUUACAUGCACAUGUAUUCACAUACUCCCUCUUCCUUCUCGAUGGAGUUAAGGGAAAGCCUGAAAGUACCUUAAUAAUGUUUUUAAUCAAGACAGAUUCAUUUUUAAAGGAAUUCUGGACAGUUCCAUGUCAUACAAUGUUCUAGAAAUUAAAACAUCACCAACAUAAACAAAAAUGAAAUUAAAAAAUUUUUACAUCUAGCAACAGCAACAACCACAAGUUUAGGGGAAGCUGAGAAGGCUAACCUUGGGAAUCUUGCAGGUUAUACUUAAACCUAGAUGUUUAACUUAGUGUUUUCAAGAUGUGUCUAAUUGACUAGUAGCUGGGUCUGAUGGCAGCAGUGGUUGCCAUCUUGUUGCAUAGAUAACUCAAACCUACCCUUUGGCUUUGAAGGAAGGUUAAGCAGCCCAGCACCUCUUGGUUAGUGAUUUCUUUCUCAUCCUCACGGUGCCAGCAGUGGGUAGAGUUGGCUGUCAAAGGACUCAUAUGUGUGUCGUGGUUGUGCUCUUUGUUGUUGCUCUUAGAAAUUAUAGCAUCAAGAAUGUUUCAAAUGGAAACACUUGUGGUGGCCAAAGUUCUUCAUUCUGGCAGUUUUGAAACUCUCUUAUGCUUAUGAAUGGUUUUAAAUAUCUCUUUGACUUCUUCAUGGGGAAUUGCAGACCCUAAAUAUGUGGUGUAAAUGCCGUGUAACAUGAACACAAGUUCCCGAGGGAGGCCAGGGAAGAACCAGGCAGAGAAAACCUGCAUCCUCUGGGCUUGUUAACUUGGCUUCCGCUCAGGCUAUGGUCUUUGGCUAUCAUCUUGGCCAUUUCCUUUUGAGAACUUGUUUCUUUUCUAAUCUCUGGGCCAGGUACCUGCCAUUUUCUCAGGCAGUUGGUCCUUGAUUUUUCCCUUAGCUUGUUGCCUUCUUUUCUGUCUGCUUUAAUGUGCAUGGUGCUGUGAGUAAUUGUCUAGUUAUUGGAUACAAGGUCUUGGGGGUAAAGCCACAGGUCAUCCUUCCUGAAGAACCAAGUAUCAUUUAAAAACUAGCAUGAGGAAGGAAUGAAACUGAGUAGCAUUCAUUUUUUGUGUGUGAAAUUUCAGUUCUGGUUUGUUUGAUUUGUUUUUUUAAAUUCUAAAAAGAAUGAUAUAAAUUUUCACUUGCUUUGCCAUCAGGCUGCUAGGGGAGCUGAGCAAGAGGCUCACUAUGCGCAUGUGUAAGCCGCAGGUGUACUCAAGGUGCUGAAGGCGUGCAAGGGGCAGCGCUGGUCCUCCCGGGGCCACCUCACAGCAGGAGACUUGCAUGGGAGAGUUGGAACACACCUUUCCUUUAAGUGCCUCUUUUUUCACCUAGCUUUUAAAGUUAUUCUUUUUCCUUCAUCUCAGAAGGGAUCUCUUUAGCUUAUGUGUGGAUUUAAAAUGACCUUUGAGCUACAGUUAAAAAGUUACCAUCUGGUGUUCAGUUCUGGGGAAGAGAAAACCGCGGCCUCCAGACAUGCUCCUGAUCUCUAGGCCUUAUCAUACCAUCCCCUCUGUGAUGGGUUGAGUUCAUGGAGCCUGUAUUCUGGGAAGUCUUAUAAUAACCACGCACCUGUGAACUUGGGUCCUUUCUGGGGAGUGAGGAAUGUGGGAGAGAGGCAGGAAAAGGAGCAGCUCCUCUAGGGGCCCAUCCUCCCACAUCUUGCCAUUACCAGUCUGUGUAGCCCUUAACCUCCUGUCACCACUGCCAGGCUUGCUUCUCUGUGCUCUCCCAGAGCAAGCCAGUCUGAGCAGCUCCAUUAGUCCAAAACAGAGCUUUGCUGCAUGACUCCAGCCUGGCCUCUGGAUAUUUGGUGGAAAUAUAUCCCAAAUUGAACAAGCCAGGCUGUCUAGGGUGGCAAGAGGAUUUUUGACCUGGAUUUAUACAGGGACCAAAGACUGAAUGCUCAGCCUCUGUGCUUAGACUUUCAUGGUCCUUAGGAUAGAAGCAAGUCUCUAGCCCUGCUACACCAGAGAGCUGAAGAGAGAUGUGGUCUGGUUCCAUCCACACUUGCUGGCAUCCUUUGUUAAGCCUCCUGAGGGCAGUCUUCUUUGAGGUAGACCUUGGAGGCCUGACAUCGAAGACCUGUGUGUUUUAUUUUCAUAAAAGUAUAUAUCCUUGGUCUAAAGUGUCUUCUUUUAAUAUAACACUAGUAAAAAUGACGUGGUAUGACCAGCACUGAGUGCUAUAGAACCACACAUGAGCACAUGUUCUGGAUGCCAAAUGACUGUGUGUGAAUGACUAAGUGUAGAUAACUAGAAAUUAGAUAGGGGUCAUCAGGCAUUUCAGUAUACCAAUAACCAGCACUCGAAAUUCCUGACACUGUUUACUUGAUUUAGGAAAGUUUAUGCCUGCUGCUUCUCUGCCUCUUUGAGGUACUCCCAGCCGUCUUACUACAGUCCUGUAAAUUUAAGUGCAAUAUGUAGAAACAUAUGGAUAUAUACAGAUUAUAUAUAGGGUGUAACUAUAAAGCAGGUAGACUACUUUUUUUGCGUCUUGGGGAAGUGAGCUUAUUACUUUAGGGUCAAAUUAUGCCAAGAAUUUUAGAUGUGAUCAGCUGGCUUAAGCCAACUCAUGGGAAAGCUGGAUUUUCAAGUCUAUGUUUUCUUACUCCAAGAUGGAACUCUUAGAGACUCAUUGUUCCUUAAGUGUGUUAGAGUUGAGAUUUUUUUCUCCCUGUUAUCUUUGCACUAGCUCAUGUUUGCAUGUCUUACAUUUUGUUGCCCGAGAACAAGGAAGUCCGUCUGUAAGGAGUUUCCUAAAUGGAGAAUUAAAAUCUAGUAUUUAACACUAUCCAUUCUCCCAUGUAUAUACUAAUUUAUCUGGAAAUGUAACACUUUAUUAAAUGAAGAAAAUUAUGCUUUCUUCAUUUAAUAUUUUCCACAUCCUGGAAAAACUAUAAACUGACACAGAAUAAAUUGAAAUCUUAACUGUCCUUCAGGGGCUGAACAAAACCCUUUCCAUCGGCAGAAUCUCCUUUUUUCAGGGCCAUAAUGAUACGAUGUAAAAAUUUGCUUUAAACCAUUCAUGUCCUUACAUAGCUAGAUUUUAAAGUGUAAUAAGCAUAUUAACAUUUUUAAGCAAAAGAUAGGUUAACAGUGACCUUUGGUUAUCCACCAGUAGCAAGAGUAAAGCACAGAUCAUUGAAAUCCAUAGAUAAUCAGUGAAUCAACUUUUCUAUCAAACAGUAGAUGCAUUUACAUUUAUUUUUCCUCUCUAUCCUUUCCUCUAAGCACCUGUUUUUCCAUGGAAUGGGGCUAAUGAGUAGUUAGAAAAGGAAAAGGAACAAUCAGUAGGAGCUGACAACCAGUGACCAUAUAAGCAGCUGAUUGCCUGUAAUUAGUCAGUCUGAACAAUUAGAGUUGAAUGCUGACAUUAGGAACCACAGGUGGUAAUCCUGAGUAGAUGUAACUCUUCAGCAUCAUCUCCUGCCCUGAGCUCCAGGCCAUCUCUCCUCUAACCACCAAAGAACUCUUAGUACCUAUGGGAAGGAAAAGCUGUGUGCAACACAGAGAAAAUUCCAUUAUUUGAACACAUUUAUUUGGCUCUUGAUAAAUACUUGCUUUUCCUCUAAUCUUGCAAGAUGUCCUCCAUUUUCCAAUCACACAACUUGGCAUGUAGGAAAGGUUGAAUGAUCCUCUAAGACUGUGUUGGUCUUAGUAUUCUGUAAAACCAAUUUUUUUUUUUUUUUUUGUGGUCUUACAGAUGUUUAGAAAGUGGCACAGGUUACUGAAUUGUCUACCUGCCAGCAUUCUGAUGUAGCACAAAAAGCUAUUUUCCUUUAUUUUUUUGUAUUAAUUUUUCUGGCAUUGAGCUCUAGGGUGGAUGAAGGUUUAUGGUCCUCUGAUUAUAAGCUCCAUUCUAAAAACUGGUCACUGUUAGCUGAAAUUGCUGUGGUUCCCCAAAUGCCUUGGAACUCCAGACGCACCCGCAGGGCCUGAGGUAGGUUUCAUAGAGUUCUAGGACGUCUGUGUGCGUUGCCACCAGAUCCUGUCUAGCAAUGGCCUUUCCCUUCUAAGAUCAUUAGAUUCAGCCAAAAGCGACCUCUUCCCUAGUCUGGUGUUAUGAACAGAAGUUCUGAGUUGUGCUACAAAAGUAGUUCCAUCUUUUUAUUGUAAUUUUCAUGUUUUUAAUUUGAAAAAAAAAACAAAAACUUUUUAUAAGGUUUUUUAAGGGCCCUGCUUAGUCAGUGUACAGGAUGGAGUCAGAGGCAAUUUUCAGGAAAAAAAAAAACAAAAAACAAAAAACAAUGUCACCAAGCGGUAGUAAUUGUUAUCUUACUAGUUAUACAUUUAGAAUAUAAAGGAGGCAUCAGAAAACACACUCUCUAAAGCCACUUCCUUGUGCACAGAGUCUGCACAGGGAGAGCACAGGCAUCUCCCUGGAAAAGCACCUGCCAAUGACGAAUUUCCUGGAAGAACCUAGGCAAGAAAGGAAGCCUCUUUCUGAGACGCAGUCUGUGGGAGGUGAGCCUAGCUUUGCUCUUCCUACAGGGUAUGCUUGGGCCAUACACAAUGCUCGCCUUACUUUAAAGCUAUUUUGCCACAGUCCUGUUAAAUAGUGUGGACGUCCUUUUGCAGUCUGGUGUGCAUGCCAUAUGAUCAGGACAGCUUUUCCACUUUACUCGGUUUCCUACAAGCAAGUAGGAAAUAUAGUGAAUUUACCCUAAAAUGUCCAAUCUGUAUUUAUGUACCUUGUCAGUGUUUUGCUGUUGGUUUUCUAAAACAAUCUGAUCAAUAAAUCUUAUCCAAAUCAAUUUGGUUCAAG